AUGAGAUUGGCACGCCUAUUGGUCAACUUGUCGGGCGUUUUGGUAGCCCAGAGCACAGCUACUUUCAACUCUGAUGCCGCCUUCUUUGCAGCUCGAUCAGAUAAGCCCAAGUCCGCCUGCAGCAUCUGCGCCUUCAGGGGCCUGCUACCGAAAAAUGCGUCCGUGGUCUCUGCCAUCCAGGUCGAGGCUGGAGGGAGCUAUGGAGAGGGCCCUGCCAAUGUUGCUUAUCCUAUUAACGCCACUGAACUCCCGGAACUUUGCGCGGUCACGAUCAGUGUCAGGAGUUCCAAAACGACAUUCUACAGGUUUGGCAUGUUCUUGCCAGUAGACUGGAAUGAACGCUUCCUGGCGGUUGGCAAUGGCGGCCUUGCCGGUGGCAUCAACUGGGCAGACAUGGGAUAUGGUACCCGCUACGGCCACGCAGUGAUUUCCACAGACACAGGCCAUAACUCUACGGCAUGGGAUGUAACAUGGGCCUUCCGAUCGGAGGAUAAGCGUAAGGAUUGGGGAUACAGGGCCAUGGAAGGUUCAGUCAAACUUGGAAAGCAACUAGUUGAAGCCUACUACCAGAAAAAGAUCCAAUUUUCAUAUUAUAGCGGAACAUCGACCGGCGGCCGACAGGGUUUGAAAGAGAUACAGCUACAUGCGGAUAGCUUCGAUGGUGCUCUCCUCGGUGCUCCAGCCUGGUGGGUGAGCCAUUUGUCGUCUUCAGGCAGCUACUGGAAAAGUAUCAAUCUGCCCCUGGGGGCGCCUCAUAGCAUCCCGGUCUCAUCCUUGAAGACCAUCGCGGACGAAGUCAUGAGACAGUGCGAUGAGGUGGACGGCGUCAAGGACGGCAUCAUCUCGGAUACCAAUGGCUGCAAGUUUGACGUCAACGCCCUCGCGUGCGAUAAGUCAUGCGCCAAUACGAAUGCAAAUGCAUCUGCAUGCUUAGUCCCGGCCCAGAUCGACACUCUCAAAACCAUUUAUAGCAAUUACUCAAUUAACGGCAGCUUGAUUUAUCCCGGAAUGGAGCUUUCCUCAGAGCUGAUGUGGCCAAGUUCGGUUGUGUCGGACCAACCCCCGGUUAAUGGGUAUAUCAACUACUUCCUCCUAGACGAUCCAGAUUGGAUAUGGGAGCAAUACAAUGAUAGCCUCGUCGCCAUGGCUAUCGAACGAGAUCCUGGGAACUCUACGCCAGACGACUAUGCGGCGAUGGGCGAAUUUGCCAAGCGAGGUGGCAAGAUGAUCAUGUUCCAUGGCUGGGCAGACGGAUUGAUAGUGCCGAAAUCGUCACUGCUAUUACGGGAGUUUAUUGCCAAUGCGACAGCCGACGAGUCUGAGCUCGACAACUGGUUCCGUCUUUUUAUGGCACCGGGCAUGCAGCACUCGAGGGGUACUGCUGUUGGGGCGCCGUGGUAUAUUGCCGGGGCUGGUCAGACAAGGGGCCGGCCUGGCCCCCGCGAGCUAGACAACCCCAAGCACAAUGGCUUGCUGGCGCUGAUGGACUGGGUGGAAAAGGGUACUUCAGUCGACCAAAUCAUUGCAACUUCUUUCAAGAACGAUUCAGAUCCGGCUGCCGGGUUUCUACGCCAACGGCCGUGGUGUGUCUACCCUAAGAAACAGCUGUUCAAGGGUGGUGAUGAAAAGAAAGCCGAGAACUGGGAGUGCACCUAA
This is a messenger RNA of Thyridium curvatum, 1656 nucleotides long. RefSeq lists its product as uncharacterized. NCBI's taxonomy places the organism in Eukaryota, Fungi, Ascomycota, Sordariomycetes, Thyridiales, Thyridiaceae. The record is from RefSeq and is a predicted model, not a curated record. The transcript has a single exon. The coding region runs from base 1 to 1656 and encodes 551 amino acids.